Seriola dumerili (greater amberjack) is the source of this 1311-nucleotide messenger RNA. RefSeq names its product tripartite motif-containing protein 35-like. Bases 40 to 972 code for a protein of 310 amino acids. The record is from RefSeq and is a predicted model, not a curated record. Lineage: Eukaryota; Metazoa; Chordata; Actinopteri; Carangiformes; Carangidae. The transcript is spliced from 2 exons. Gene Ontology annotation, molecular function: zinc ion binding.
GCCGCCUGCUGUGUCGCCGUCUAAUAAACCUUUAAGGAAAUGGCCUCUAGACCAGAGGAGGAUCUACACUGUCCUGUCUGCCAUGAAAUCUUCCAAGAGCCUGUCCUCCUGUCAUGCAGCCACAGUCUCUGUAGAGCCUGUCUUUGGACAUGGUGGACGCAGAAAUAUCUUUUGUGCCCAGUUUGUAAGACGAGAUCUUUACAAAGUGAUCCGCCCCGAAACCUGGCACUAAGGAACCUCUGUGAACAUUUUUUAAGGGAGAAAACUGAGAGACCUUCAGCGGGCUCUGCAAGUGUCUGCAGUCUGCACUCUGAGGAACUCAGGCUCUUCUGUCUGGAUCAUCUGCAGCUGGUGUGUGUCGUCUGUCUGCAUUCAGAAACACACAAAAACCAUAGCUUCAGUCCCAUCAAUGAAGCUGCGCGGGACUACAAGGGGAUACUUAGGGAACUUCUGAAACCCCUACAGGAGAAAAUGGAGCUCUUCACUGACAUUAAAGGAAACUUUGAUCAAACAGCAAAAGACGUUGAAGUUCAGGCACAAGACACAGAGAGGCAGAUUAAGGACGCCAUCUCGAUGCUUCAGACGUUUCUCAAAAAGGAAGAGCAGGAAAGGAUGGAGGCGCUGAGCAAGGAAAAGCUGCAGAAGACUAAGAUGUUGAAGAGGGAGAGCGAGACUCUAAGCAAAGACACAGCAGCUCUUUCAGACACAAUCAGAGCCACAGAGGAGGCGCUGAGAGCUGAAGAUAUCUCGUUCCUGCAGAGGUACAAGACUGCAGCUCAAACUGUCCAAUCUUUCCCACUGAAUGAUCCACAGCCGAUGUCAGAGGCUCUGAUAGACGUGGACAAACACCUGAACAACCUGCCCUUCAACAUCUUGGACAGUAUGAAGAAGGAGGCGUUAAGAGGAACCCCUUCGUACUCAGUUCCUUCCGCAACAACAGGUGAAAUUAUCGGUUUGAGGCUCCACAGCUGAAAAAACUCGCAGGUCUGAUCUCAACUUACAAAGCACUUUAGAAACUCACCAACACAGAAUCAGAUCAAAGUGAAACUAGCAUUUACAUUCUGUUCAAAUGAAUUUCAUGAAUGUGUUUUUGCAGUUAGCUUUAGCUUUAGCAGCUAAAGAGCUAAACUGUGGUUCUGUCCAAAGCACUACUCCAUUCAUUCUGCUCUGUCGGUUAUUUCUUAAUCAAAUGUCACUUUAUCUAAAAUAGUCUUUAGAUUCAGAUUUCAAAUAUUUUUGGUGACAAGGGACCUAAGACCUAAGUCUUUUAUUAUUAUUAUUAUCAUUAUUAUUACUAUGAUUAUUAUUCUU